GAUGGCGCAAGGCGGCAUCACCGUGUUAUCUGAACACUGUCGAGGUAGUCAUUAGCAUCUUGGUGACGCCCGUGGUUCAAACCCUGGGCUCUGAUUGGCUGGAAAGCUCCCAUUUCUAGGUAACCGAGGCCUUGGGGUUUCACUCGAGGGGUUCGGUUGGAAUUGAACUGGCAUGUUUCUGGGUGGCCUCUUGACCUUUAUCUGCCCCCUCUUCCCAGCCCGCUGGUCCGCUGGUCCUGAGGAAGGCCAUAGCUGAAAAGAUUCGAGCAAGGACCGCCUGGUGAACGGGCAUGGCACAGCAUAAACACAAACGUUGGCCGCAACUUUAAAACACAUUAAAAAGCUGGAAGGCGGUUUUGCCCCGCAUCGAAAUUCCUUAUCAGCAGUGCUCCUGGCCCCCGGCUUAUCACCGCGAAGUGGCGCCCGGCCUCCCGCAUUGGCUGACUCGACGGAUCCCCCAGCAACGCUAGCCCACCGCCCACCGGGUGCAUCACUAGCCUGGCCCUUUGAACCUCGAAUUCUACCCUAAAACAAUCUUCGAACGAACUUGGCUCGCUUUGCCCUCCACCAUAUCCCAAAUACCGUUGACACUUGCUCGACCCAUCAUCGAAGAGUCCCUGGAUAACCUACCGUCUCUUCAUCGAACCGCGCGCGCUGUGUGGAGGAAGGUCUAGGGACUGAACAGUGACAGCAUCUACAUCAUGUCUGGCUGGUUCUCGUCCGCUCCGUCUUCGGCGGCGACACCUGCCGAUGCCAACGCCGGUGAGGACCAUGUGAGCGACGGAUCGAAGCUCAAGACCUUUAUUGGCAUUUUGAAGAAGUUUAUCGGCGUGUCUGAUCUCGCUGCCGUUCGAUUCUCGCUGCCCUCCCAGCUUCUCGAGCCUACACCAAACCUUGAAUACUGGAACUACCUCGAUUCCCCGAGUGCUUUCGCCGCGAUUGGAACCGCCGAUGAGCCUGUAGAUCGCAUGCUCGAGGUGUUACGAUUCUGGUUCACCAAGGAUUUGAAAUAUGCCAAGGGGAAGCCGUGCAAGCCCUACAACUCUUGCUUGGGCGAGUUCUUUCGGUGUAACUGGGAAACUGAGGAUGAUGCUCCGAGAAUCGACACUUCGGCACUCAGAAAGAGUCCACCAGGGAGUAGCUCUUCUAGUAUGAAGUCUGCCAAGUCUGCCAUCCCAGCAGGGCUUGGCUCCAGCGACCCUCGGGCAGCCUCCACCGUAUCAGUCACUCAGUCGGCAGCCAACCCUACAAAGCCAGUGAGGAUUUCCUACCUGACAGAGCAGACCUCUCAUCACCCUCCAGUCAGCGCUUUCUACAUUGAUUGCCCCGAAAAGGGCCUUCAUGCCAAGGGCUUCGACCAGAUUACAGCCAAGUUCACCGGUACCUCCAUCAAGGUUAUGCCCGGCGAGCACAAUCUGGGUAUCUUCAUCACGGUGGACCGCCGAGAUCAUGAGACAUACCAGCUCACCCACCCGGCCGCUCAUCUGGGCGGUAUUCUGACGGGCGCUUUGAGCGUGAGUGUUGGUGAUAUGUGCUACAUCACAUGCCCUGAGACCAAGCUCAAGGCCAUCCUCCGAUACUAUAAUGACGGCUGGCUUGGCCGGACAACCAACAAAAUGGAGGGCAUCAUCUUCCGCUAUGAUCCUGAAAACGACAACAAGACUCAAAUAAAGGACGUACCGGUAGAGGAUAUCCUCAUUCGUCUUGGAGGCGCGUGGAAAGAAAAGAUUGUCUUUACUGUUGGAAACAAGCCUCUGGAAUCCCACCCUCCAGAGCGGCAGAUUACCAUCAUUGAUGUUGCUCCAUUGAGUGUGGCGCCAAAGGUCCUCCCGCCUGUUGAGAAGCAGCUCCCCAACGAGUCUCUUCAGCUUUGGAGUGAAGUCACCAAGGCGAUUCAUGCCAAGCAAUUUGGCAAGGCUACAACAGUCAAACAGGAGCUUGAGGAGGCCCAACGUGAGAAGGCUCGGGAGCGAGAGAAGAAGGGAGAGACCUGGACGCCGGUAUUCUUUGAGCAGGCUACUGAUAAGGCCGGUAAGCCUUCGCUCACAGAAAAGGGCAGAGAGGUGCUGAGGCGGGCCCAAGCUGGCAACUGGGACAUGGAUGGCAUUCUUUAA
Molecule: messenger RNA, 2114 nt
Organism: Podospora pseudocomata
Lineage: Eukaryota; Fungi; Ascomycota; Sordariomycetes; Sordariales; Podosporaceae
Exons: 4
Coding region: 702-2114 (470 amino acids)
Cellular component (GO): intracellular membrane-bounded organelle; cytosol; membrane
Molecular function (GO): sterol binding
Source: RefSeq, a predicted model, not a curated record